AUUAAUUAAAAGUGAAUCUUAUAAUUGAAGUAAAUAAAGCAUGGAAAGAGUAGGUUAGGAUUUCUGUGUGUUGUGGUGGCAUUUUCACAAGCCAUGUGUACAGUGGCCCACUCCGUUUGCAGCAACAGCCGUAACAAAACCCUUCUCCAUUUCAUUUCACAGUAAAAUGCAUGCAAUUCCGUUCUUCGACCUCUUUCUAAAAUCUACUCCUCUUAAACUAACUACCACUAUUUCAUUACUCAAAUCUCGAAUCGAAAUUUACAAACCCUAGAAUUAUGGCGAAGAAACGCGUUCCCGAUUGGCUCAACAGUCCUAUCUGGUCCUCCCCCUCCGACCACCACCGCUUUACCGCCGCCUUUGACCCGCCGGAACCUCCCUCUCCACCCCCUGUUACCGUCAAUGAAGAUCCUCCUUUAAUUCAACAUUCGCGAACCAAUCACAAUGGCAUUGCCAGUUCAUCUCCAUCUUCUUCUUCAUCCUCCGCUUCUACCUCCUCCGCCGAUGAUAUGUCCGUCUCUCGUCGGGCCCAGUGCCAGGCCCAGUUGUUAGCCGAGUUAUCUAGGAAGGUAAUAGAUAUGCGGGAAUUGAGAAGAAUUGCUUCUCAAGGGAUACCCGAUUUUCCUGGUUUACGUUCUACUGUCUGGAAGCUUCUGCUAGGGUAUCUACCACCAGAUCACGCCCUUUGGUCCUCUGAAUUAGCAAAGAAGAGGUCUCAAUACAAACGUUUCAAACAAGACAUUCUUAUCAAUCCUUCAGAAAUCACGAGGAGGAUGUGGGACUCUGCUAGUUAUGAUGCCGAUGAACUCAAAUGUGAGACCAGGUGCAUGCUUCCUAGAUCACAAGUCACUCACGAGGAACAUCCUUUGAGUCUUGGCAAGACCAGCAUUUGGAAUCAGUUUUUCCAGGAUACUGGUAUCAUAGAGCAGAUUGACCGCGAUGUGAAGCGUACUCAUCCAGAUAUGCACUUCUUCUGUGGUGAUUCUCAAUUAGCAAAAUCUAAUCAGGAGGCCUUAAAGAACAUAUUAAUUAUUUUUGCAAAGUUGAACCCAGGUAUUAGAUAUGUUCAAGGGAUGCAUGAAGUAUUGGCUCCUUUAUUCUAUGUGUUCAGGAAUGAUCCGGACGAGGAAAAUGCAGCCUUUUCUGAACCAGACACAUUCUUUUGUUUUGUUGAAGUAAUGAGUGGAUUCCGAGAUAAUUUUUGUCAACAGCUUGACAAUAGUGUUGUUGGAAUUCGUUCGACUAUAACAAGAUUGUCUCAUCUUUUGAGAGAACACGAUGAAGAACUAUGGCGUCAUCUUGAGGUCACGACCAAAGUCAACCCCCAAUUUUAUGCAUUUAGGUGGAUUACUCUCCUCUUGACUCAAGACUUCAAUUUUUCUGAGAUCCUUCGGAUUUGGGACACCCUUUUAAGUGAUCCUGAUGGUCUACAGGAGACACUUCUACGGAUAUGCUGUGCAAUGCUAAUUCUCGUUCGGAGGCGCCUCCUGGCGGGUGAUUUCACUUCUAAUCUCAAAUUGCUGCAAAGUUAUCCUUCUACAAACAUUAGUCAUUUGCUCCAUGUUGCCAAUAAGUUACGUGUACAGUCAGUGUAAUGGUUUUACCAGCAGUUUUUUUUUUUUUUUUUUUUUUUGCAUUUUGUUUUAGCUUUCUACAUAGCAUUUUAAUUUUAUGUUUGUAAAUUACUAUGUAAAUGUUGGUUAAAAGCAACAAUUGGUAUUGUUUUAUACUCAAAUUUUCUUUUUAAAAUUUUGUUUAUUGUAAUUUGUAAGCCUUAAAUUACCAUGAUCUUGGUGAAAUUCUUUUGUAUUCAUUUCCCACUUAAAAAAGACAUGAUUGAUGGAACUUCUUAAGAGACUGUAUUAAUAUUCGAGGCUUUAAGUUGCGCAUUCUUGUCGAUAUGGAUGAUGGCUUGGCUUUCAAAAUUUUGGCCGCGUAUCACUCACUUAAUUUUGCAUUUCUUUUUAUAUUCGGUUAAACGACCAAAUAUGACAACAUAAUCCAUACUUGUGUUGCGGAUACCCCAUCCAAAACCUACUCCGAGUUUGAUGGAGAGUAUCCUUUUGACAACAUAGUCAUACAUCGAUAAAUAAAUCAUGAUACUCACUGGCGAAGCCAAGGCCCGACCAGACUGGGCACCUGCCCGGGCUCAUCCUCCGUUUAUCAUGUAAAUCAUGAGGUUUCACGACUGAUCAUCCAACAAACGCACUAUGAAUAUUCUCACCAAUGCUUCCCCGAAUUACUCCCUCACUAUCUGUCGCGGCGAAGUGGUUCUGGCACCCUCAGAUCUCUUAGAUUAACAUCAAUAUUGAUUUGAGUUUUCUCUGCAAUUUGUUUAGGACAGUUCAGAAUUUCUAUGGUUGCUAGAAAAGUUUGCG
This is a messenger RNA of Vicia villosa (hairy vetch), 2375 nucleotides long. RefSeq lists its product as uncharacterized. The record is from RefSeq and is a predicted model, not a curated record. The coding region runs from base 276 to 1592 and encodes 438 amino acids. NCBI's taxonomy places the organism in Eukaryota, Viridiplantae, Streptophyta, Magnoliopsida, Fabales, Fabaceae. The transcript has 9 exons. Gene Ontology annotation, molecular function: GTPase activator activity. Gene Ontology annotation, biological process: activation of GTPase activity; intracellular protein transport.